UCCAUUAGUACUUGUAUUUGUGAAAAAAAUUACCCGUGUGAGAUAGAUCAAACUGUCUCCAUCCCUUCUUCUCCUUCUUCUGCUUAAACCCUACAUAAAAACCCAUUUUUAUAUAUAAUUUCUUCUAAUUUAAUUGAAAUGUUCAAAAAGUUUACCUCGGAAGAUGUAUCCGGGCAAAAUCAAGUUAAAGCUUCUGUGCAAAGAAGAAUUCGACAAAGUAUUGCUGAUGAGUAUCCAGGACUAGAACUAGUUUUGGACGAUUUGCUUCCGAAGAAAUCACCUCUCAUUGUUGUUAAAUGUCAAAAUCAUCUGAAUCUGGUUGUCGUGAACAACGUGCCGCUGUUUUUUAACAUACGUGAUGGCCCAUAUAUGCCUACUCUACGACUCCUUCAUCAGUAUCCAACCAUAAUGAAGAAACUACAAGUAGAUAGGGGUGCAAUAAAAUUUGUCCUUGCUGGUGCAAAUAUCAUGUGUCCUGGUCUUACAUCACCUGGAGGCAUCUUAGAUGAGGAAGUCGGUGCAGAAACUCCAGUGGCAAUAAUGGCUGAGGGAAAGGAACAUGCUCUUGCCAUUGGCUUUACGAAAAUGUCAGCAAAAGAUAUAAAGGCAAUUAACAAGGGCAUUGGUGUGGAUAAUAUGCAUUAUCUUAAUGAUGGCCUCUGGAAGAUGGAGCGUCUUGAUUGAGCUCGAGCUGGAGCAUCUGAUGUGAAACAGUAUUUCAACAUUAAGACAAGCUGCAUUCCUUGUCGCAAAUACACCAUGUCCUUUGAUAUCCUUUUGGGAUUUUUUACUCCUUUCAUGUAAGUUUAUAGCAAAGCCUAAAAGAGGGUUGCCCGUAUACGAUUUGGUUUUUGAAUUGCAUGAUUGUUUCUAAUUCUCCCCUUUGUUAUUGUGUGACAUUGUGUCUCACUACGGCAAAUUGCAACUGAGCCCUUCAAGCCUUUGGUAUUGGGUUAUAGAUCAUUUGGUAGUUAUUUGAUUUGUCUGGUAGUAUAAGCAUAUAAUUUUGCAACUUUGAUUUUGUAUCUAGAGUUCAAAUGUUACAAAUGGUAUGAUAGUAAUCCUUGGAUGCCUAAUGUCCUGUAACGAGAUGGUUAGCCGUGCUUUGCUGCUUGUAUUGAAACAUUGGGUUUUCAUUCA
This is a messenger RNA of Erigeron canadensis, 1140 nucleotides long. RefSeq names its product malignant T-cell-amplified sequence 1-A. The record is from RefSeq and is a predicted model, not a curated record. Gene Ontology annotation, biological process: formation of translation preinitiation complex. The transcript has 8 exons. The coding region runs from base 139 to 684 and encodes 181 amino acids. NCBI's taxonomy places the organism in Eukaryota, Viridiplantae, Streptophyta, Magnoliopsida, Asterales, Asteraceae. Gene Ontology annotation, molecular function: RNA binding.